CAAAAUGUAGCAUACAUGCGCUUUCUUUAAAUGUUCAGGCUAAUCGAUCGCCGGUGGUAGCUGUUACAGAUGUCAUCAGAAAUUGAAUUAAUUUGGAAAUGCGUGACGUCUUCCAUACCAAAAUCUGUUGUGGAUGAGUGGUGGAGCAAAAUCCUCAAACACUUUGAAUACAACCCAAAAUCAGUAGAUGCUGCCGAAAAAAAUGUGGAACAUUUUCAGAAUUUUGCAGAUCAAGGUGAAAUACCAAAAGAUGCUCCUUUGAGAGCCAAAGUGUUGAAUUUGUUAGAAGCUGCCGCAACCCACAGCACAGAAGCGCAUAAAACAGGUGGCACCUAUGGUAAUGAGGAUUGUCACUAUUUUCUGGACAUAGAUGUAGCUGUUCUUGGCACAGAUCCAGAAGGUUAUGCAGAGUAUGCGAGUCUCAUUCGCAAAGAAUAUGAAUUUUUACCAGACAAUACAUACAAAAGUUUGCGACUGAAGAUUCUGCAGAGUUUCUUGCUGAUCCCAAAUAUAUAUGCCACAAAGGAGUUUCGUGAAAAAUUUGAAGCACAGGCAAAGGAAAAUAUUCGUAAAGAGGUUGAAAACUUGAAAAGCUGAGCAUAUUGUUAAAGAAAUGUGUGUGCUAUUUCUCAUGUUGUUAAAAGUAUCCCUUAGUUUUCUAAAUAACAAGAUAUCUGGGAAAUAGAAUAUAUACAGUUGAGUAUAUAUCUUUUGUAUUGAACUAGAGAUGUAAUGUUGCUUUGUUAUUCUAAACAAUUAUUAGUUUCUUUGGUCAAUGUAAAAUAAAAAUUAAUCAUUACAAAGAAAAAAGAAAGUAACAAAAGACUGCUAUAAUGUGACAUUUAUAGUUAAUAGACAUUUUCUCCAAAUAUUUGCAGUCUAUUAACUGAGUUUAUAUCAUACCUCUCUAUACAACUUGUCAUUGAACUGUGCUUGUGAAAAACUUAUACAGAAUGUCAUUAUCAUUUAGAGUAUGCUUAAUAAAAAAGGAAAGAAAAUACUGAUUUUGAUCAUGUCAUUGAUGACAUUUAUUCUUAAAUGGCCCCUCUCUUGUAUUUAUAUCCAUCCAAUCCAUCUCCAAAUCUUAGUGAGUGUUUCUAAUUAAUUAAAUUGUGUUUGUUAUUACUGUUAAUAGAAACCUUUGUCAAUGUUGAUGUCGACUUGAAGGAUGACUGUAUCACUUCCUCUGUCCACAUCAGACCUACCAACAAUACUUCAACUGUCACAGCUGGAAGCAGUCCGUCUCCAAAUAUACUAAGCGUCCCACUGAAGUUUUCACAGUAUGAAAUUACCUUGCAAACCUUGUCCAGAAAUAGAUCUUCCACACCUUGUCUCCCCAGUUACUUACCCUCCUCCAUAUACCCACUGUCCACUCACAAAGAAGCGUUCCUCCCAUAACUGACUUCUAUGCAGGACUGGAGCAACUGAAUCAUUUCCUCUGCAUGGGUUUUGACUACCUCUCAUCGUUCGCUGAAAUGAGCAAUAUCCUCCCCACCAUCCUCCCCACAACUUACACAAUGGUAUUAUGCCAUCCACUCAACCUGCACAGUAUCCUUGUCCAUCCGUACUCAACCUCUGUCCCAAGCCCUUGCCUCAUGGCUCAUAUCCCUGCAAUAGACUUAGAUGAAAGACAUGUUCUGUACAUACUCCCACUAUCACA
Schistocerca nitens (vagrant locust) is the source of this 1660-nucleotide messenger RNA. RefSeq lists its product as uncharacterized. The transcript is spliced from 4 exons. Lineage: Eukaryota; Metazoa; Arthropoda; Insecta; Orthoptera; Acrididae. Bases 70 to 597 code for a protein of 175 amino acids. The record is from RefSeq and is a predicted model, not a curated record.